CAGUUGGGAGAUUUUAUAAGGAUUUAACGAUUCACGAUCUCCCUUUCAAAUGUUUAAGAUAUUAGUGUGUGUGUGUGUGUGUUUUCCUCCCUGCCUGGGUUAUUUUAAAAUCCAUUCUGCUUCCUGGCUGCCCUGACUAGAGCUAGCCUACCAGUAGAACAUCCUGACUGCCCUGACUAUAGCUAGCCUACCAGCAGAACAUCCUGACUGCCCUGACUAUAGCUAGCCUACCAGCAGAACAUCCUGGCUGCCCUGACUAGAGCUAGCCUACCAGCAGAACAUCCUGACUGCCCUGACUAUAGCUAGCCUACCAGUAGAACAUCCUGGCUGCCCUGACUAUAGCUAGCCUACCAGUAGAACAUCCUGGCUGCCCUGACUACAGCUAGCCUACCAGUAGAACAUCCUGGCUGCCCUGACUACAGCUAGCCUACCAGCAGAACAUCCUGGCUGCCCUGACUACAGCUAGCCUACCAGCAGAACAUCCUGGCUGCCCUGACUACAGCUAGCCUACCAGUAGAACAUCCUGGCUGCCCCGACUACAGCUAGCCUACCAGUAGAACAUCCUGGCUGCCCUGACCUACAGCUAGCCUACCAGCAGAACAUCCUGGCUGCCCUGACUACAGCUAGCCUACCAGCAGAACAUCAUGGCUGCCCUGACUACAGCUAGCCUACCAGCAGAACAUCAGUAUAUCUGCUUUGUUGUUUUCUGUACUAGCCUACUGGAGGACCAACAGAACCGAUUGAGGAAAUCAAGGAAACGGCAACAAUGUUCUCUUCUUCUCUCCCACAGUUACGUUGCAAGCUCUUUGCAAAGAUGGGGGACGACCGACCUUUUGUGUGCAACUGUCCCGGCUGUGGACAGAGGUUUACCAAUGAGGACCACCUGGCUGUACACAAACACAAGCAUGAGAUGACUCUAAAGUUUGGCCCUGCCAGGACUGACUCUGUCAUUAUCCAAGACCAGACCCCUACUCCCACUCGCUUCCUGAAGAACUGUGAGGAGGUUGGGCUGUUCAACGAGCUGGCUAGCUCCUUCGCUGAGGAGUUCAGGAAGGCCCAGGAGGACGACGACAAGCGGGCCAAGAACCCUCUCCCUGCCCCCCACAGAGAGGUGGCCCUACACAUGAGCCUGCAGACACCGUCAGCAGAAUCCAUGAAGGUGAAGGAGGAGGAGCCUGUGGAGGUUGACUCUUCCCCACCAGGAAGUCCUGAUUCCUUCUCCAGCAUGUCAGACAGUAGCAGGGAUGCCAUGGUGAGACGAGGAAAGGACACUCCCCUGAGGUCAGUGCUGAGUUCGGCCCCCACCCCCACCAUCGUGAGGCACGGUGCCCUCCCUAUGCGUCCCAGACCAGGUUCUCUGCCCCUCCACUUGGGCUUUGACACCUUGCAGCCCACCAUGCCUUCACCCACCUCCGUCAUCACACCCACCCCACCCUCCAACCGCACCCUGCUGGGCUCUCCCACUGGCCACUACCCCAUGAUGAUGCACCUUCCCAAUGGGCUCCUGCCUGGUCCUAUGCAGAUACCCUCUGUCAUUUCUCUGGCUCGGCCCAUGCACAUGGUGCCCAACAUUCCCGGCAUCCCUGGUCCUCCUAUUGGAGGCGGCAGCAGUGGCUCCAACUCCCCCUCCGGGUACACCACACACUCUGAGGCCAAGAUGAGGCUGAAGGCAGCACUAGCACAGCAGAGUUCAGGGGGUCAGAUGGGGGGGGUGGCCGGCAGCCCCAUGCACCCCCAGAGGAUGGAGCAGAGCCAGCAAUUGGUGCAGCACCCAGACGCACCCUCGCCCGCACAGCCACAGGUGUCUCCUGCUCAGCCUACCGGUGGUCGGCGGCGGCGUGCAGCGGAGGACGACCCGGAUGAUAGACGACAGCGUUUCCUAGAGAGGAACCGGGCAGCCGCCUCGCGCUGCCGACAGAAACGCAAAGUCUGGGUCAACUCCUUAGAGAAGAAGGCCGAGGAGCUCUCCUCCAUGAACGUCUUCCUGGCGAAUGAGGUGUCUCUUCUGAGGAACGAGGUGGCUCAUCUCAAGCAGCUGCUGCUGGCUCAUAAGGACUGCCCUGUCACCACUCUACAGAAGAACAUGGGAGAAGACAGUACUAUGAAAGACGUGUCGGAGCCCACCGGCUCCCCAGCACCCGUCAUCCAGCACAGCUCCCUGCCCAGCCCCUCUCCUUCCUCGGGCCCCAACGGCAUAAAUGCCCAGGCGGCCGCCGAGGCCAUGUCUGUGCUGGCUGGGAUGGGUCAGCACCAGCAGAGGAGAGGAGAGAGGGAUGGAGGGAGAGACGGGAGGGAUGGACCCUCCUCCCACGUCAUCAUGGCCACACAGUCGCACCACUCUGCCAGAUGAUGAGCAAUGAGCGUAUCACACGCCAUGGCCCGGGACUCUAUGGUGAACACACCACCAGGCACCAGCCUACACAGGGGCAGGAGGAAAGCAGAGGAGAGGGUAGAGAAGGAAGAGGGCAACAUGCCUUCCUAGUAAAAUCAACCUGAGGAGUAGUUACAUGAUACAACCUCCCUCCUCUCUGCCUGUGCUGUGGCGGCCAUUUUGUGUCAGCAACUUUGUGUCAGGCCUGGAGCCUUGCUGGAGCUCAGCAACAACAGCCUUCUGGGAAUGGACCGGGACGAUAGGAGAAAAAGAGCUUCUUGUUCUGUUCACUAUGCCAUAUAUAGACUACAUACAGGGGCUGGACUCCACACCCCUCGUAUCCUCCCCCCAA
Molecule: messenger RNA, 2723 nt
Organism: Coregonus clupeaformis (lake whitefish)
Lineage: Eukaryota; Metazoa; Chordata; Actinopteri; Salmoniformes; Salmonidae
Gene: atf7a
Product: activating transcription factor 7a
Exons: 11
Coding region: 767-2350 (527 amino acids)
Biological process (GO): regulation of transcription by RNA polymerase II
Molecular function (GO): DNA-binding transcription factor activity, RNA polymerase II-specific; cAMP response element binding
Source: RefSeq, a predicted model, not a curated record